Molecule: messenger RNA, 1487 nt
Organism: Morus notabilis
Lineage: Eukaryota; Viridiplantae; Streptophyta; Magnoliopsida; Rosales; Moraceae
Product: transcription factor MYB1R1
Exons: 3
Coding region: 134-1105 (323 amino acids)
Biological process (GO): response to gibberellin; response to ethylene; response to auxin
Molecular function (GO): zinc ion binding; DNA binding
Source: RefSeq, a predicted model, not a curated record
UUUCUCCCAUUCUCUCUUUCUCUAGUAGCUUUGGCCACCAAAAGAGCCCCUCUUUUUUUGCAUGCCUUGUUGGAUUCUCCCGUGAGCCAAACAAAGAAGAAGGAUCGCCCGAUCGACGAAGUCGCCGGAGAUCAUGUCUCGCACGUGCUCGCAGUGCGGGAAUAACGGCCACAACUCCCGCACGUGCACGGAGGCUUGCGGAGACGGAAAUGGCGCCGCCGCCGCCGGAGGAGGAGGAGGAGGAGAGAACGCGAUUAUGCUCUUCGGCGUGCGAGUCACGGAGGGAAGCUCCUUCAGGAAGAGCGCCAGUAUGAUCAAUCUAUCGCAGUACGACCGGGCUCAGGACUCCAACGCCGACACCGGCUACGCUUCCGACGACGUCGUUCACGCCUCCGGCCGUAGUCGCGAGCGCAAGAGAGGUGUUCCAUGGACGGAGGAAGAGCACAGGCUUUUCUUGUUGGGAUUGCAGAAGGUAGGGAAGGGAGAUUGGAGAGGAAUUUCUAGAAACUUUGUGAAGACUCGCACGCCGACUCAGGUGGCUAGCCACGCUCAGAAAUACUUUCUCCGUCGCAACAACCACAAUCGCAGACGCCGCAGAUCCAGUCUCUUUGACAUCACCACCGAUACCUUCAUGACUUCAUCAUCCAUGGAUGAAGAUCUCCAAGUCCACACAGAGGCAGCUCCAUCAGUACCAAUACUUCCACAUCCACCGCAGCCACAGCCUCAGCCUCAUUUAACUUGCAAUCUCGGGAUGUUUCCGGUCUCAACUUUUCCGAUGACACUCGCUCCGGUUGUCCUACCAAUCGCUACCACGGCCGAGAACUCGUCAGAGAGUCCGGCAUUAGAUUCCUGCGUCCAAUUAGCAGCUAAGCCUCCGCCGCCGACCAAGCUCAUCCGUCCGAUCCCGCUUCAUCCGAUCCCUCCGUCGUCCAAAAUGGCUAAUCUUAAUCUGAACAGCAAGUCACCGACCGUGGCGGACCCAUUGCCUCUAUCGCUGAAGCUCUCUACUCCGUCGGACGAGAAGUCAUCGCCGCCGCCGCCGCCGCCGCAUCAGUCUACUUUUCAGGCCAUGUCCAAUGGUGAUAGCAUCAUUAGCGUUGCUUGAAAGGAAUAAUAUUAUAUAUUAAUACACCUUGCUAUAUAUCAGAAGGAAAUCGUAUUAGAGACAAGAUUAAGGAAAAAAACUGGAUUUGAUUAGACAGAAUGAUUAGAUUGUUAAUUAGGUAGGUUAUUCGUUUUUUUUUUUUUUUUUCUUUUUUUUCCCCUUUGUAUUGUAUGUAUAGAAAAAGAUUUAGAAAAAAGAUUUGAUGUCGUUUUCUGUGUGGGGAUUCUUGUUUAAUUUGUCUGGUUCCUUCUCGUGGGGUGGAAUUAUAAACGCACUCGGUGCGUUCUAUGUUAUUUGGUCUGUGGGAUUCAAUAAGGGACUUCAACUAGGAAAUAUAUGUGUUAGACAGAUGAAUAUAAUAUGUCAUUGUAAAUUAGUUAAA